Molecule: messenger RNA, 2541 nt
Organism: Cladophialophora carrionii CBS 160.54
Lineage: Eukaryota; Fungi; Ascomycota; Eurotiomycetes; Chaetothyriales; Herpotrichiellaceae
Exons: 2
Coding region: 1-2541 (846 amino acids)
Biological process (GO): intracellular magnesium ion homeostasis; magnesium ion transmembrane transport
Cellular component (GO): plasma membrane
Molecular function (GO): magnesium ion transmembrane transporter activity
Source: RefSeq, a predicted model, not a curated record
AUGAAUUCUUCGGCCACUGCUCCGACUGCAGGCUCAGCUGCGGCGGGCGACGGCCGACUCUCCACGGUCUCCACGGCAGCGGCAGAUGGCAAGAAGAAAAGAAAACACCGUGCAGGGAAGAAACGCCGCAAUCGUCGUCAGUCAUUUGCGGCUCCUUCAGAAACCUCGGCCAUGGCCAGCGGUCGAGAUGGCCCGACAGACGAUCCCCUAAUCGAGGAACCACGGCCUCCGUCGAUUCGACAGUCGCUCUAUCGGAGCAGCAAUCGAAACCUCAGCAACGAGAGCCUGGACAGCGGAGCUCUCCUCGACCAUCGCGAUCAACCUACCUUACGUCCUCGCCGUGACAGCCGGUUGACCCCCUUUUUUGCCACAUCCUACCGAAACAAUCACUUUCCCAAAGCCGAGUCGAGUACGCGAAGCAGGCAAAGAGGCCAGCAGGGCACGUCGAGUCGUGAUGGAUCGGACAGUGAAGAUGCCAACGAUAAGACACCUCUGAUAUCCGGUGCACAGCAGCACAAGAGCCCCGAACAGACAGGCUUCGGACUUUUUAGGGUCAAGUCCAACACGUCCACCAUGUCGGCGGGAUCGAAGCAACCACGGAGACAGAGGACAAUCGGCACCCCUGGCCAUUCGGUGCCCAAGUCAGAUGCGAGCUACGAUGUCAACAAUCCUCCGUCUGUGCCUGGGAGCCCGACGCUGGGCGCUCUUUAUGAGGAUGUCAUGGUCGACGAGGUCAACUUCCUCAACCGUUCGCCUGACAGCCGCAGAAAUCUUGCCGGUGGGAACAAGGAUGUCUUGAUUGACAUCGAUGGUGAUGUUGACGAUGAACCCAACUCCGCACCACCGAGUCCGCGACUGAGACCAGGGGGUCUUCAACGACACCGUUCAACGACCAUGAACGCCGAGGCGGACGUGUGCUUCCCAGCCGAAGAUGCUUCUGAAAUAGGCGAUCCUUUCGACCGCUCGCAGUCUCAAGGGCAUUUCGCAAGUGGUCAACGACGGAGACGUCGUCAACGGGAAGACUGGCCCAAGUUAUGGGUGCUCGACGAGUGGGCUCGAGAGGAAAAGGAAGCAAGGGCCGCAGGUGAACGUCGGGCAAAGAAAAUCAGCGAGCCGGUCUUUGUCGAGGGUAGACUACGUCCUCGUAAGAGUGCCUGGCAUCGGGUCGAAGAAGACAAGCAAUAUCGGUUUACCUAUUUCAACGAGGACUUUGGGAGCACGAUCCACGCCGAGACGAUCUCAGAGCUGGUGCAGCCCGAUGGGAGUUUCCGCGAGCUCUUCAUCCCGGACCCGCCUGAGAUAGCCGAUUCCAGCGAAAGUGAAGACGACGAUGUCCUGGAUAUGACGAGUGCCUUGCAAAGCCCCAAAUCCACAACAGCAAUCGAGAAAGAGUCAGGAUUGCCCAGCCUAGCGGGUUCACUGAAACCAGGCGCGAGUGGAAAGAGUUCAGAUAAGAGCAAGAAUUCCGGAAGCGCCACACCACAAAACAGGCAUUCGUCAAUGCAAGCGCCCAGGCCCAAGAAAUAUGGACCGCGUCCGACAUUCUGGCUCGACGUCUUGUGUCCCACCGAGACGGAGAUGCGUGUCCUAGGCAAGGCAUUCGGGAUCCAUGCGCUCACAACCGAGGACGUCUUGAUGCAAGAAGCGCGAGAAAAGGUCGAAUUGUUCCGCAACUACUACUUUAUCAACUACCGGACCUUUGAGCAAGACCCGCAUAGUGAAGACUACCUGGAGCCCAUCAACAUGUACGUCUGUGUGUUCGGGUACGGGAUCAUCACCUUCCAUUUCUCUCCGAUUCCGCACCCUGCGAACGUGCGACGGCGCAUUCGGCAGCUCUCGGACUAUCUUGUCCUGAGCGCGGAUUGGAUCUCGUAUGCGAUCAUCGAUGAUAUCACGGACGUCUACGGCCCCUUGAUUACACAUAUCGAGCAAGAAGUCGACGCCAUCGACGACCUCAUUCUUCGAGCGUUCCAAGACACCGCUGCCCUGUCGGGAGAAUAUGGCGAGAAGGGAAUCAACGAGAAGAGCACGGACGAAGGAGACUCGGGUGUGAGUGGCAUUGACAUGUUGAUCAGAAUAGGAGAAUGUCGCAAGAAGGUCAUGUCGAUGUAUCGCUUGCUGGGGAACAAGGCCGACGUCAUCAAGGGGUUUGCGAAACGCUGCAAUGAACAGUGGGAAGUGGCGCCCAAGUCGGAGAUAGGCUUGUACCUCGGUGAUAUCCAGGACCACAUUUUGACCAUGACCGGCAACCUGUCGCACUAUGAGACGUUGCUGAGCAGGGCGCAUGGCAAUUAUCUCGCUCAGGUCAGCAUCCACAUGAACGAGAGGCAGGAGAAGACUGCCGACGUCCUGGGCAAAUUGACUGUGCUGGGGACGAUCGUCCUACCCAUGAACAUCGUGACCGGCAUGUUUGGCGGAAACUUCAAAGUCCCUGGUCAGGACGUGGAUAACUUGUGGUGGUUCUGGGGCACUACGGCGGGAUUGCUCGUCUUUGGCGUCAUCUGCUUCUGGUGGUGCAAAAAGGUGUACAAGAUUGUGUGA